GCAAUGUAUCAUGCAACCAGGCUUCUCUGGUUACUCACUUGUUUAUACUUCCUAUCUCUAUACUAAGCUUUUCUCUUCUAUCAGGUGUUUGAGUUCCUGAAAGACAUAUCAGCAAGUUUAACUGACUUGGCCACGAAAGAACUUAAUAUGUUGAAAGAUUUGAAGAAGAAAGAAGAAGGAGAGCUUCCAUUUGGAAUUGAGGACCUACUAUAUUAUGUAAAACGGAUUGAAGAACAGAGCUACGAUUUGGAUUUUGGAGAAAUCAAGCAAUACUUUCCGAUUAGUGUGGUUCUAUCUGGGAUCUUCAAAAUUGUCCAAGAUCUAUUUGGCUUAAGGUUUGAGGAGAUUUCAGGAGAUGUUUGGCAUUCUGAUGUUCGUGUUUUUACAGUGCUGGACUUGGGUUCUAGCGAACUCUUAGGUUAUUGUUACCUUGAUUUGUUCGCAAGGGAAGGAAAAUAUGGUCAUACUUGUGUGUUGGCUCUCCAGAACAGCGCAUUAACAAUCAGUGGGGCAAAACAGGUUUUUUUUUUUUUUUUUGUGAAUUAAAGUUAAAGUUUAUAAUUAUUCUGAUUGUGAGCACCUUUUCCUAUGUAGUUGGGUAGGCUUUGGAAGUUUCUUUUCUUAUCCAUGUAAAGGACCGUUUUUAUCUCUGUUUUGGUGCAUGUGUCGGUUCUUAUAUUCAGUUUAAUAUGUUUUUUUUAAGAAGUUGACUCUUCGUAAUUAUCAGAUAGAGCGAUUUGCUUAAAAGUAAA
Molecule: messenger RNA, 752 nt
Organism: Vigna umbellata (rice bean)
Lineage: Eukaryota; Viridiplantae; Streptophyta; Magnoliopsida; Fabales; Fabaceae
Source: RefSeq, a predicted model, not a curated record